AGUGAAAGUGAAAGUGCUCAGACUUGUUCUAACUACAAGGAGCCGAAGAAGGAGACGUGAAGUCUGAGGCUGCAGUGGUCACUAUCUUGUCAACAGUCUUCACUGUCGAGGAACAUGUGAGGAACAUCGACAUGCAGAGCAAGCCUUUAGGACGUUAACAUGUAGCAGAAAGGGGAAAACUAAAGGACAGAAUGGCCCUUUACUCCUCAACAGGAAAAGGAGGGGCGAGGGAGAUGAUAAGUGGGACACACCUGUGAGCCAGAGAGGAGAGGGAGACUCAGCCAGAGGAAGCAUGGAGUGGCAGCAUGUGAAAUAAACAUUGAAACUGGUUUGAAAGAUCAUUUCACUGUGUUCUGCUGUAAACUGAGCCCAGAAUGAGAAGAAAAUAGACUUGAAUAUCAAGAAGAGCAGCGUGGACUGAACCACAGCUGAGCCGCAGCCGGCCCGGUGUAACAUGGGCGCGGCCAUUUCGAGGAAAGUUGGACCCUCACACACAAAAGGUCAGGACCGCAGACUGAGAGCAGAGUCUCCAGGGUCCAGCUGUGUGUCUCUGAAGAGUGACGCGUCCAUGAGAUUUCCUCCAAACUUCAGUAAUGAACCUGGACCCUCACACACAGAGGAGAGGAACAGGAGUUGUGUUUCUGAAGAGGAGCAGUCGUCCUGCUGUGCUUCGUGUCAGGACGUCCUGAAGGAUCCAGUCUCCACCAGCUGUGGACACUGGUUCUGCAGACAGUGCAUCACCUCAUACUGGGACCAGUCUGGUUCUUCAGGAGACUCUGCCUGUCCCCAGUGUGGAAAAAGAUCCAGAACAGGAGCUGGAGCUCAGACAGCCGCAGAUUGUGGUCUGCAGGAGGUUUCAGAUGAACAUAAGCUCAGUCUGAGGAGGAGAUGUGAACAUGUGACUGAAGGAACUGAUGAAACAGGAAGUAGAACCCUCCUCAACAGGAUCUACACUGAGCUCUACAUCACAGAGGGACAGAGUGAAGAGGUUAAUACUCAACAUGAGGUGAGGCAGCUUGAGACGGCUUCCAAGAUGAAGAGCCUCCACGACACUCCCAUCGAGUGCCACGACAUCUUUAAAGCCUCCACUGACCAGCAGAGCAGCAUCAGAGUCGUCCUGACCAACGGCGUCGCUGGCGUUGGGAAAACCUUCUUGGUGCAGAAGUUCACUCUGGACUGGGCAGAGGGUUUAGAAAACCAAGAUGUGGGUCUGCUGACUGUGCUUUCGUUCAGGGAGCUGAACCUGGUGAAAGACCAGCAGCACAGUCUUCUCACGUUGCUCGGUGUUUUCCAUCCAGCGUUACAGAAGCUCACGGCAGAGAUGCUCGCUGUCUGUAAACCUUUGUUCAUCUUUGACGGCCUGGAUGAAAGCAGACUUUCUCUGGACUUCAACAACCGGAAGGUUUUGUCUGAUGUCACACAGAGGUCAUCAGUCAACGUGCUGCUGACAAACCUCAUCCGGGGGAAUCUGCUUCCCUCGGCUCUCGUCUGGAUAACCUCCAGACCUGCGGCGGCCAAUCAGAUCCCUCCUACAUGUGUUGACAGGGUAACAGAAGUACGAGGCUUCACUGACGCCCAGAAGGAGGAGUACUUCAGGAGGAGAUCCAGGGAUCACGAGCUGUGCAGCAGCAUCAUCUCACACAUCAAGACGUCCAGGAGCCUCCACAUCAUGUGUCAAAUCCCAGUCUUCUGCUGGAUCAGUGCUACCGUUCUGGAGCACAUGUUGACCACAGACCAGAGAGGAGAGCUGCCCAAGACCCUGACUGACCUGUACUCGCACUUCCUGCUGGUUCAGACAAAGAGGAAGAACAACAAGUACAAUGAGGGACACGAGACGACUCUACAGCAGCUGACGGAGGCUGACAGGGACGUUCUUCUGAAGCUGGGGAGGCUGGCGCUUAAACAUCUGGAGGAAGGAAACAUCAUGUUCUACCAAGAAGACCUGGAGUGGUGUGGUCUUAAUGUCACCGAGGCCUCGGUGUACUCGGGAGUUUGUACUGAGAUCUUCAGAAGAGAGUGUGUGAUCUUCCAGAAAUCAGUCUACUGUUUUGUUCAUUUAAGCGUUCAGGAGUUUCUGGCUGCAGUCUACGUGUUCCACUGUUACACCCAGAGGAACACAGACGAGCUCAACAACUUCAUGGGAACAGAUGUGGACACAGACACUACCUUCUCCCUGGAUGACCUCCUGAAGAGAACCAUGAGGAAAUCCCUUACCAGUACCAAUGGUCAUUUGGACCUGUUUGUUCGCUUCCUUCACGGCCUCAGUCUGGAGUCCAACCAGAGAGUCCUAGGAGGCCUGCUGGGUCGGACAGGGAACAAUCCAAAUAUCAUCCAGACAGUCAUCAACAACCUGAAGAAGAUGAAGAGUGAUGACAUUUCUCCCGACAGAAGCAUCAACAUCUUCCACUGUCUGACUGAGAUGAACGACCACUCAGUUCAUCAGCAGAUGAAACAGUUCCUGACGUCAGAGAACAAAUCAAAGAAGAAACUCUCUGAGAUCCACUGCUCAGCUCUGGCCUACAUGCUGCAGAUGUCAGAGGAGGUUCUGGAUGAGCUGGACCUGAAGAAGUUCAACACAUCAGACCAGGGUCGACGGAGACUGAUCCCAGCUGUGAGGAACUGCAGGAAGGCUGUCUCUGAAGUCAGACCCGUCACAUCUGAGAGAACUGGAACUGAGUGAAAACCAGCUGCAGGAUUCAGGAGUGAAGCUGCUGUGUUCGGGACUGGAGAGUCCAAACUGUCGACUGGAGACUCUGAGGUUUGAGAGCUGCAGUCUGUCGGAGAUCAGCUGUUCUUCUCUGGCUUCAGCUCUGAGGUCAAACCCCUCUCAUCUGAAAGAACUGGAUCUGAGACACAGCAAC
Pleuronectes platessa (European plaice) is the source of this 2861-nucleotide messenger RNA. RefSeq names its product NLR family CARD domain-containing protein 3. The transcript has 9 exons. The coding region runs from base 455 to 2680 and encodes 741 amino acids. Lineage: Eukaryota; Metazoa; Chordata; Actinopteri; Pleuronectiformes; Pleuronectidae. The record is from RefSeq and is a predicted model, not a curated record.